Stomoxys calcitrans (stable fly) is the source of this 897-nucleotide messenger RNA. RefSeq lists its product as uncharacterized. The coding region runs from base 1 to 897 and encodes 298 amino acids. NCBI's taxonomy places the organism in Eukaryota, Metazoa, Arthropoda, Insecta, Diptera, Muscidae. The transcript has a single exon. The record is from RefSeq and is a predicted model, not a curated record.
AUGGAUGCCGAAGAUAGAAGAGCAAUGGAGGAAAAUAUGAAAACUCUUGUGGACAACCAGCAUAAUCUUAAGUACCUGGUGAAACAGCAAACAUCUGUGGUAGAGUCAACGAUAAAUAUUCUUCGCAGAACUACAGACGACGUUAAUCGGAACUUUAAAAGUCUCGUCGACCGGGUGAACAACAUUACUGAAACCGUAAAAGAAGAAUACUUCGUCUACCGAAAGUCAACUAAAUUCUUUAUGGUCGCAAAGGAACUUCAGAUUGUGGUGGAAGAUAAUGAAAGAGUGCAGCUAAAAAUGUUGGCAUUGUUAAUUGACAUAAAUCAUGGAAAAUUAAACCCCUCUCUGAUCACGCCUAUACAAUUGCAGGAGGAGACAAAUAAAAUCCGUGAACAUAUACCAGAUCAUCUGAAGCUACCAGGGACAGCAGAGAAUCAACUGCGCAGCAUAUACAAGCUGCUAAAGGCAAAGGCAACUGUUAUAGAGAAUCGAUUAGUGGUAUCCGUUUGGAUUCCUUUGUUUGGUGAUCAGGUGUCUCAAAUUCAUAAGAUGAUUGGCGUGCCGUUCGAGAAGUUGGGCAGAAAAAUGAUUCCGGUUCUGCGGAGUGAAUACAUCAUUUAUAAUUUUAAAAUGGACUCUUAUCACCUAAUUUCGCAUUCUGAAUUAAAUAGCUGUCAAACCUUUGGAGAGAACGAAUAUGUUUGCGAUGGAGGGUGGCCCUGGAUGGAUGCUAACGAUAAAUCCUGUGAAACAUCUCCUCUGAAGCCCUUUACAAAACCAAAUUGUAAGUUUGAUGAGUUCACUGCAGAUACAUUCUGGACGAAGUUAGAACUGGACAACAGUUGGAUAUUUAAAGUUUUCACCCAAACAACUGGUCAUAUUCAAUGUUCUGGUUGA